This is a messenger RNA of Penicillium brevicompactum, 741 nucleotides long. RefSeq lists its product as uncharacterized. Gene Ontology annotation, biological process: glucan catabolic process. The record is from RefSeq and is a predicted model, not a curated record. Gene Ontology annotation, molecular function: hydrolase activity, hydrolyzing O-glycosyl compounds. Lineage: Eukaryota; Fungi; Ascomycota; Eurotiomycetes; Eurotiales; Aspergillaceae. The transcript has 2 exons. Bases 1 to 741 code for a protein of 246 amino acids.
AUGUAUUCCUCAUACAUUCUCGCCGCCCUCCCAUACCUGGCAUCCGCAUUGCCGAGCCGCGAACUAGCCAAACGAGACACCACCCUGAUUCCGACCUCGUGUUUUGACUCGACCUCGUCGCUGACCCAGUAUUUCAGCUACGGCUAUCCAUGGGGCGAUACGCACAAUGGCGCAGCCAUCAUGAAAGAGUCCAAUGCGGUGAUUUCCACCGCCGGCACCCUGACCCUGAACGCGACGUACACGGGGGCCUCGGACUACGCGUAUGAUUCCGGAACCGUGUAUGCGAAGCAACAGUUCACGGUUGAGGCAGGUGGAGGCCUUGAUUUCUCGGUCGAUUUCAUCGCGACUGUGGAUAAGGGCACGUGGCCUGCGUUUUGGCUUAACGGAGUCAACUCCUGGCCCCCUGAGAUUGAUAUCGCUGAGUGGAAGGGAUCCGGCGAUAUCAGUUUCAAUACUUUCAAUUCUUCGAGUGAGGUUGAGGCCAAGGAUGUGGAGUAUCCAUCCCCCACGGAGUUCCAUGCUGUGAAGGCUGAGUUGCGGGAUGAGAAUGGUGCCGAUGUCAGCGUUAAUUUCUAUCUGGAUGGAUCGCUGGUCACCACGCAGUAUGCUGGGGGUUUGGUUGGCGAGCCGUUGAACUUGAUUAUUGAUCUGCAGAUGGAGGGGAGUAGUGGGACGCCGGGUCCCACGGGAACAACGCUUUUCCAGAUCAAGAACUUGGAAGUCAUCGAUAAGAAUCCUUGA